UGUGUUUUGCGUGCAGUGGGUGCGGACGCAGAGCAGCAGACCUGAUCAUCAGACUCUCUGGGCCUCCUGUCCUCCUGCUGAAGGGCUGAAGAUCCAGACGCUGAACCUGUGCCAGGAAGAGAGAAACCCGAGAUUCAUUCCAGCAUGGGGGGGAGACUGGGUCUUCUCCUCAGCCUCGUCAUGGCAGUGUGUUUCUACGGCAGCGCUGCUCAGAGGACAGUCUGUACUCAAGAGGCUGUGGCAGACAUCGUCUUCAUGGUUGACGGGUCGUGGAGCAUCGGCACCAAGAACUUCCAGCAGAUCCGUCAGUUUCUGUAUACGCUGAUCAACAGCUUCGACGUCGGGCCUGACCACGUCCGCAUCGGGCUGGUCCAAUACAGCACCGCUCCACGCACCGAGUUCCUGCUCAACACCUAUCAGAACAAGGAAGACAUCCUCGAGUACAUCAACACCUUGCCCUACCUGGGUGGUGGCACCCAGACGGGGCAAGGCUUGGACUUUAUGCUGAAUGAGCACUUUGUGGAGGCAGCUGGAAGCCGGGGCCAGAAAGUACCGCAGAUCGCUGUGGUGAUCACUGAUGGAAAAUCACAAGACAACGUGGAGUCCCACGCCCAGAAUCUGAAGCGGAAAGGAAUUGUUUUGUAUGCGAUUGGUAUCAAAGAUGCAGAUGAGGAACAGCUGAAGGAGAUAGCCAAUGAGCCACAUAGUCAGCACGUCUACAGCGUGUCUGAUUUUGCAGCGCUGCAGGGAAUUUCGCAGAGCAUCGUGCAGACGCUUUGCACAACUGUUGAAGAAGUCAAACGACAACUGCUGCAAUUGUCUCAAGAGUGUGCCAAAGCCUCCAGGGCCGACAUCGUCUUCCUGAUCGAUGGCUCUUCCAGUAUCGGCAUCAGUAACUUUCAGGAGAUCCGUCAGUUUCUCCGGAGCGUCAUCACAGGUCUUGACAUCGGCCCUGACAAAGUUCGAGUCGGCUUGGCUCAGUACAGUGAUGAAUCUUACCAGGAGUUCCUGCUGAAAGAUCACAUGGAUAAGCAAUCCCUGCUGGCUGCGGUGGAUACAUUCCCCUACCGAACAGGGGGCACAGAAACCGGCGAGGCCAUCGAAUUCAUCCGGACGCAGUACUUCACAGAGGACGCAGGGAGCCGAGCCAGGGAACGGGUACCUCAGAUUGCUGUGGUCAUCACAGAUGGGGACUCCACAGACGAUGUGGUACAGCCCGCCCAGCGCUUGAGGCAGCACGGAGUCAUUGUGUUUGGCAUCGGGGUGGGAAGAGCCAACAUGCAGGAGCUCGGGUCCAUUGCAAACCGGCCUCCAGAACGCUUCCUGUUAUCUAUCGAUAGCUACCAGGCUCUGCAGACGCUGACCAAAAAUCUGCUGCAGACUGUUUGUGUCUCCGUGGAAGAUCAGAGGCAAGCCUUGGAGGAAAAGUUUGCGGACAUCUUCUUCCUGGUGGACAGUGGCGUGACUCCAGCAGAGUUCCAGCAGAUCAAGUCCAUCCUCAGUAGACUUGCCAAUCAACUAAACAUUGGAGCGUCCGCCUACCGUCUCGGCUGGGCUCAGUACGGUCGAGAUAUCAAGGAGCAAUCUCUUCUUAAUGCUUACCAAACCAAAGAGGAGACCGUGAACGCUGUGAGGCGUUUACGCCAGCGAAGACUGCAACCUAACGAGACACAUAAUCUGGGCAGCGCAUUGCAUCACACUGCCACUCACUUUUUUACCAGUGCAUCAGGAAGCCGGGCGGACCAAGGCUACCGACAGUACCUGGUUGUUAUAAGUGGAAAAGACUCAGAUGAUGAGGUGUAUAAGGAGUCACGUCUGAUCAAAUCAUCAGGAGUAAUCGUGGUGGGGAUGAGCCUUGGUGCAUCGAUGAAUGAAAUGCGUCUCAUAGCCACUGCACCGUACAUUUACCAGACUACCAUCACUGCACCCGCACUGAAGGCUAUUUUUGAAACACAGGAAGUAAAGCCCUCUCUUACUGGAGAUUGCAAAGCCGCCAAAGUGGCAGACAUCGUGUUCAUCGUUGAUGAGUCUGGAAGCAUCGGGACUCCCAACUUCCAGCUGGUGCGCACUUUCCUGCACUCCAUUGUGAGCGGCCUGAAUGUCAGUACAUCUAGAGUCCGAGUGGGCAUCGUGAUGUAUAACACUGUAGCCAAAGCUCAGGUUUACCUCGACUCCUUCAAUGACAAGGACGAACUGCUGAAGUUCAUCAAAAUCCUGCCGUAUCAUGGAGGUGGUACAAACACUGGAGUCGCCCUGACUUACGCCCUGCAGAAGGUUUUUAUCCCGCAGCGAGGAAGCAGGAAAGCAAAGGGUGUCCAGCAGGUGGCGGUGGUGAUUACAGACGGUGAAUCCCAGGACAACGUGAGCACACCAGCAGCUAAUCUUCGUCGAGCUGGUGUCACGGUUUACGCAGUAGGAGUCAAAGAUGCCAACAAAGCCCAGCUGAUAGAAAUGGCGUCUCAUCCCCCCCAAAAGCACAUGUUUAUUGUGGACAGCUUUGCCAAGCUGAAAUCAAUGGAGAUGAGCCUGCAGAGAAUUCUGUGCCAAAACAUCCUUCGGCAAGCAAUCUCCGUCAGUACAAGAAGAACUGGCAUCAAAGAAGGCUGCUUACAAACGGAUGAAGCAGAUAUCUUCUUCCUAAUUGAUCAUUCAGGAAGCAUUUACCCCUCCGACUUCCAAGACAUGAAGAAGUUCAUCAUUGAGUUCCUCCAUACCUUCCGUAUUGGACCACAACAUGUUCGCAUGGGGGUUGCGAAAUACGCAGAUUCGCCAAACUUAGAAUUUGAUCUGACAGUCUACUCAGAUACCAAGACACUGGAGAAAGCCGUAGAGGGUAUUAGACAAAUAGGGGGCGGGACAGAGACAGGAAGAGCAUUGGAAUUCAUGGGCCCACAUUUUGAUAGAGCAAUGGUCACUCGUGGUCACAAAGUCCCAGAGUACCUGGUGGUCAUCACUGAUGGAAAGUCCACUGAUGAAGUCAAGGCUCCUGCGGAAAAACUGAGGUCACAGGGCGUCAUCGUCUACGCCAUCGGGGUGAAACAGGCAGAUGUAUCUGAGCUGCGAGAGAUUUCCGGCGACCCCAAGAGGACUUUCUUUGUCAAUAAUUUUGAUGCUCUAAAGCCCAUCAAGGAUGACAUCAUCACGGACAUCUGUUCUCAAGACGCUUGCAAGGACAUACCAGGCGACCUCCUUUUCUUGAUUGACAGCUCUGGGAGCAUCUAUCCACAAGACUACAACAAAAUGAAAGAGUUCAUGAAAUCUGUCAUCAGCAGGUCCAUCAUUGGGCAGAACGAGGUGCAUGUAGGUGUCAUGCAGUUCAGUGCCACCCAACAACUAGCGUUCCCCCUCAACCGCUACUACAGCAAAGAAGAAAUGUCACAAGCCAUCGAUGGUAUGCAGCAGAUUGGUGGAGGCACGCACACAGGUGGCGCCAUCACUGAUGUGUCGCAGUACUUUGAUGCAAACAGAGGAGGGCGUCCUGGCAUGAGGCAGAGGCUGGUUGUGAUCACAGAUGGCGAGGCCCAAGAUGAGGUCAAAGGCCCCGCUGAGGCUCUGAGAGCCAAGGGAGUGGUGAUCUAUGCCAUUGGAGUGGUGGACGCCAACACCACCCAGCUGCUGGAGAUCAGCGGUUCACCCAACAGGAUGUAUGCUGAGAGUGACUUUGACGCUCUGAAGGACUUGGAGAGCCAAGUGGCCAUGGAGCUCUGUGAUCCAGAGAGAGAGUGUAAGAAGACAGAAAAAGCUGACAUUAUUUUCCUGGUGGACGGCUCUACAAGCAUAACCCUACCCAAGUUCAGAAGCAUGCAGAAGUUCAUGGCAUCAAUGGUGAACCAAACAACAGUUGGCAAGGACCUGACCCGCUUUGGGGUCAUUCUCUACUCAAACGACGCCAAGUCUGUUUUUACUCUGAAACAGUACAACUCCAAACGAGAGGUUCUUAAUGCAAUAUCUGCACUCAAGUCCCCGUAUGGAGACACCUACACUGGCAAGGCUUUGGGAUACUCUUUAGAGUUCUUUAACAGCGAACAUGGUGGUCGGGCGGCUCUCCAGGUGCCACAGAUCCUCAUGGUGAUCACAGAUGGCGAUGCUACAGACCGCAACAGUCUGGUUGCGCCAUCCGUGGCACUGCAAGACAGCGGGAUCAGCGUCUUCAGUAUCGGAGUUGAAGGAGCCAACAGGACGCAGCUGGAGAUCAUGGCUGGCCAAGACACUUCCAGAGUUUUCUAUGUGGAUAAUUUCGAUGCCCUGGAAACUCUGUACAAGAAUAUCACAAAUGUCCUCUGCAAUUCCACCAAGCCAGUUUGUGAAAAACAGCAGGCUGACCUGGUCUUCCUUGUUGAUCAGUCUGGCAGCAUCGGCACAGCUGACUACGCCACCAUGAAGAAGUUCACCACAGACCUAGUAAACAGCUUCAAAGUCAGUGAAAAGUUUGUGAGAGUGGGACUUGCCCAGUUCAGCAGCAGUUUCCAACAUGAGUUUUACCUCAACCAGUACUACAGCGAACAAGUCGUGAACAAGCACAUCUUGGAAAUGAAGCAGCGUGGUGGGGGCACCAUGAUCGGACGUGCCCUGGAUUCCAUCAGGGUGUAUUUUGAGGCGUCACAAGGCAGCCGAAGAUCUGCCGGGAUCUCCCAGAAUCUGGUGCUGAUCACAGAUGGUGAAUCACAGGAUGACGUGGAGGAUGCCGCCGACCGUCUCAGGGCCCUGGGGAUCGAGGUGUUUGCCAUUGGUAUCGGAGACGUUCAUAAUCUGGAGCUCCUGCAGAUCACUGGCACUCCCGAGAGGCUGUUUACUGUGCAGAACUUCGGCAGCUUGGAAAAGAUCAGGCAAAAGGUGGUUGACACAAUCUGCAAAUCUAAACCCCCCAGAGAUCCCAGUGCCUGCAGCAUUGAUAUCGCCAUGGGAUUUGAUAUUUCUCGAAGAAGAGCUCCCGGUGAGAAGCUGGUCAGUGGCCACACCAAGCUCCAGACAUUCCUGCCAGAUAUCGCCCACUACUUCUCCACAGUACAAGGCCUGUGCUGCGUCGAUCCCCCACCUCUUAAGACUAACAUCGCCUACCGUGUAGUGGGCCGUGAUGGACGUCCCCAGCACGACUUCGGGUUUGAGGGCUACAGCGAGGACGUGGUGAAUAAAGUCAUGGACUUGACCUUGACAGAACCCACUAGGUUUGACACUGCUAUGCUGAAAUCCUUUGGGGAGAUGUUCAGCACUGAGUCAAACGCUGGCGUGAAGGUUCUGGUGAUCUUCUCAGACGGACUCGAUGAAGACGUGAUGAAACUGGAGCAUGAAUCAGAUCUGCUGCGAAAGUCCGGGGUCAGUGCUCUGCUGACGGUGGCUCUGGAGGGCGCGCGUGAUCCCGCCCAGCUGCAGAUGGUGGAGUUUGGUCGAGGAUUCGGCUACAAGCUUCCUCUGACCAUUGGCAUGCCAAGUGUCGGCAGCACCAUCCUCAAACAAAUCGAUGCGGUGUCAGAUCGGGAGUGCUGCGGUGUCAUGUGCAAAUGUUCGGGUCAUGAAGGCAUCCGUGGCUCUCGGGGCACCCCGGGGCCAAAGGGUGUGCCAGGGCAGAAGGGUUUUCCCGGGUUCCCAGGAGAGGAGGGCGUCGCUGGCGAGCGUGGGCCUCCUGGACCGAGUGGACCUCAGGGGGUCCAGGGUUGUCCUGGGCUCAGAGGAGCGAAGGGCUACAGAGGCAGCCGAGGAAACAGGGGCGAUGGGGGUGAAGACGGACUGGAUGGCAUUAAUGGAGAACAGGGACUGACGGGAAAAGAUGGCGGUCGCGGAGAGAAAGGAAACCCAGGAAACCCAGGUAUCCCAGGUAUCAGAGGGGAGGCGGGGCUGAAAGGACAGCGAGGACUGAGAGGAGAUCCGGGUGAACCAGGCGCUGAUAACACCAGGCCAGGAGCUAAAGGAGACCCCGGACACGCAGGUUUACCGGGAGCACCUGGACAGGAUGGGCUGCCAGGUGAGAGUGGAGUCGUUGGAAACCCGGGUCCAGAUGGAAGAAGAGGGCCGAUUGGUGAAAAGGGUGCACGUGGAGGGCCAGGAGAUCCAGGACUGCCAGGUGCCCCAGGUGCUUCAGGUCCACAGGGCCCCAGAGGGGUCAGAGGUCAACCUGGACCCAUAGGAAUCCCUGGCCUUCCUGGACCUCAGGGUGGACCAGGACCAGCUGGAAACCCGGGAGUAGGCGGACGGCGUGGACCCAACGGACAGAAGGGCCAACCAGGAGAGCCAGGUGGUAAAGGUGCUCCAGGAUCACAGGGACCCAGAGGAAUGCCUGGUCAGGACGGCAGAGAUGGUUACGGACCUCAAGGAACAAAAGGUGCCAAGGGAGAUCCUGGUUUCCCUGGUUACCCCGGUCUACCGGGUGAGGACGGCCUGCAGGGAACUAAAGGAUAUCCUGGACGUAAAGGAAACCGUGGUCGAGGCGGGAACUCUGGCAGGCCGGGAGAGACAGGCAGGCCCGGAGAACAUGGAUAUCCAGGACACAGGGGUCCCAGAGGUCCUCCUGGAACCAGAGGCAUGACUGAGUGCCAGCUGAUCACCUACAUCAGAGACAACUGUGCAUGUUCCCUCGAUCAGUCAGAGUGCCCGGCCUACCCCACCGAGUUCGUGUUUGGUCUGGACAUGUCUGAGGACGUGACCCCGGUAACCUUUGAGAGGCAGCGUUCCGCCCUCCUCUCCCUGCUGGAGGACAUCACCAUCACCGAGAGCAACUGUCCGACGGGUGCUCGCGUCGCUGUGGUGGGUUACAGCAGUCAAACCAAGUACCUGAUCCGCUUCCAGGACUACCGCCGUAAGAAACAGCUGAUCGAAGCUGUGAAGAGCAUCGCCCUGGAGAGGACGGCCCAACGUCGUCAGCUUGGUGCCGCCAUGCGCUUCGUGGGUCAGCACCUCUUCAAACGCACUCGAUCAGGAAUGCUGAUGAGGAAGGUGGCCGUCUUCCUCUCUAACGGGCCUGCGGCAGAUGCUAAUGAUAUCGUCACAGCCAUGAUGGAGUACCGUGGCUCCAACAUUGUCCCAGCAGUCAUCUCUCUGAAAAACGCUCCGGCUAUCAGUCGAGCGAUGGAGGUCGACGACUCAGGACGUUCCAUCUUCACCGUGCUGGGGAGGGACAUGGCCGCUGACCUGAGGAAGGUCAAGAACUGUGCGAUCUGUUACGACCCCUGCAGACGUUCGGACCUGUGCGCUUUCAUCCAGGAACCAAUUCGGCCUCAGCAGGUUGAUCUGGACCUGGUGAUGGUGUUGGACAGCUCCAGGGAGAUACAGGCUGAUGAGUACGCCGGCGCCCAGCAGCUGCUUGGCUCUGUGGUAGAGCAGCUGGUCGUGAGCCCACAGCCCCGCAGGGCCGGCAACCAGGCCCGUGUGGCUGUAGUCCAACAGAGCGGCACCCGGACUCCCAAGGUGGAGUUUGGACUAGGCACCUACCAGAACCAGAACCUGAUGAGGAACCACCUGCUGCGGAACAUGACUCAGCAGGGCGGCUCCUCGGCGCUGGGACAGACACUGGAGUUCACCCUGAGGGACGUGCUCCUGAAGGCCGGCCAGCCCCAAAAGAGUAAGGUGAUGCUGACCGUGGUGGGCACCCGCACGGCUUACGAGGACCAAGCCAAGCUGCGCUACAUCUCCCAGAAGGCCAAGUGUGAGGGGGUGGCGCUGUUUGUGGUGACAGUCAGUGAGCGCUACGACCGGGCACAGGUGGAGGAGCUGGCCAGCCCGCCCUUAGCACAGCACCUGAUCCACUUGGACAAACUAAAGGCAGACGAGCAGGACUACGCCCAGCGCUUCUUCAGAGUCUUCCUCUCCACCCUUAAACAGGGAAUGAACACGUAUCCACCUCCUUCUUUAAAACGGACAUGUGACGAGCUGAGGGGCCAAGAUGGAGGUCAGGGGACGGCAGUGGUGGAAGAGGAGGAGUUCAGGGAGGAGGAGGAGGAGAGGUUUCAGGAGCACACGAGGCCAAAGACUGAGACCGGCCAGCUGGACACCAUCAACACCCUGACCAGAGGAGACGGCCAGACAUUUGUCUCACUGUCUCACGCCCAGUGUCAGCUGGAUGCUGAUAUUGGUAUCCAGUGUGCGCAGUAUGUCCAACAGUGGUUCUUUGACAAAGACAUCGGUGCAUGCUCUCCCUUCUGGUAUGGCGGUUGCGGCGGUAACGCCAACCGCUUUAAAACGGAAAAUGAAUGUUUCCGGACAUGUGGCGCCCGCAAUCCAAACAUCCUGCCCACACCGGAGCUCGCCAGCUUCGCCUCCAAAGACAGCUGUUUCCUGAGCCAGGACCAGGGCAGCUGCCAGAACUACACCAUGAUGUGGUUCUUUGACACCGAGCAGAGGGAGUGUUCUCGCUUCUGGUACGGCGGCUGCGGCGGAAACGAAAACCGCUUCCAGACACAGGAGGAGUGUGAGAACCUCUGUCUGACGAAGAGUCGGUGAGGACGUCGGCUCCACAUCAGUUGGACAGAAAACACAAAAUCACCGCUGCACACCAAACGUGUGUCAGCGAAACCUUCAGAGAACAUGACAACAUGCAUCUUCAAGGAAAAACACCACAGAAACUUAGUGUGCAUUAUUUUAAAGCCGUUCCUCACAGCUGCGGUGGGUCUGGGACGUUAAACUGCUAACUAGUUUCUGCUAAAACGCCUUCAGGGAAAGUUUCAACUGUUCCAGAGCUCUGCAGCUUUUAGUCAUUUUUCCUUCAACAUGCAUGUUUUAAUCCCUCAAAGCUCUUUUUUUAAAACCUUCAACAUCUUGCAAUAAAAAACUCUUGAACUGCUGGACACUGUUCAAAUGUCUCUACAGGUUACUUUUGUUUUCUUCACAUCAGGUGCUAGUUCUAUGAAGCAGGUGGAGGCUGAUGAAUAUAAGUGUGUUGAGACUCAGAAUGAAUGUUUGAAGGAAUCACAGAAAUGACAAACAUUAAAGGGACAGAUCAGAUCUUUUGCAAGUGGGGCUGUCUGAGGACUUAUCCAUAGACAGUAUAUUACACACAGGAGCUGUCAGCACGCCCCCAGUUUGAAGAAGCAGGCCUGAGUCCAACAUGGAGGCUCUGCACUCUACUGAUGAGGAGGGGUCAGCAACAAAACAUAUUUUAACCACUUUAAAAAAAUCAGUAUCAGUUCAAGUGUGCACUAUAUUUAGAGUAUUUUCAUGGCUUUACUUAAAUGUCACACAGUGAUUCCCAACAGGAAAAUGAGGCUGUAUCAUCGCUCUCUUCAAAGCCAGACUCCACUGAGAAAAACACUGAUUUAAGCUCACUGAACACAGGAGCUGCUCGUUGACUGCUGCCUGGUUCAGCAAAGUCACACAAUAACACAAACAAACUAACCGAUCGAGGCAGCAGUCGACCAGCAGCUCCUGUGUUCAGCGAGCCUAAAUUACUGUUUUUUUAAAUGGAGUCUGGCCUUGACGAGAGCAUAGAUGGGGAACUGAAGCCUUUAACAGCUUCCCUGUCAGAACAGACUUUCUGACAGCGAGGUAAAGCUGAUAAAAUACUCUCAGUACAGCGUUCUCUUUAAGUGACACUGAUUUUUGUAGCUGGCGAAGUUUUGUUGCUGACCCUGUCCACAGCAGUGUGUUGCUGAUCUCUCAUGUUAGACUCCAGCCUUCUUCUCCAAACUGACUGUUGAUACGUGCCUGAUACAUCCCUGCUUCAAAAAUCCAAACUGUCCCUUUAAAGGUAAACUAUGCAGGAUUGUCAGUUAGUGUUUGUGAACACGCUCGCCAUCCAAAGUGAAAAUAAAAGCCAACCACAGAUUCA
Molecule: messenger RNA, 9754 nt
Organism: Epinephelus lanceolatus (giant grouper)
Lineage: Eukaryota; Metazoa; Chordata; Actinopteri; Perciformes; Serranidae
Product: collagen alpha-6(VI) chain-like
Molecular function (GO): serine-type endopeptidase inhibitor activity
Source: RefSeq, a predicted model, not a curated record